CAACACACAGCUACAUUCACCCACAGACCGAGGUACAGACGGAGACAACCUCUGGCCCCCCAGCAGCUGGCCAGCCUGGCAGCCCAGUCUCGAGCCCCUAAUUACUCUCCCCCGCCCCCAUCCCCUUCCCCAUUGAAGGAGCGGAAAGAGAAGAGAGAAGAGUGAGCAGAGAGAUUGAGAGAUUGAGAGAGAGAGAGAUAGACGGAGAUCUCUGGAGCAGACCUCAAGGUGACUUCCAUUUCUAUCUGGUUCACGUCUGGGGGGGCCCUGGCCGGGCAGCCCCCCCACCUUUCUCCUGCCCUGAAACACGGCUCUAGCCAACCUGCUCCGCUGCUUCACCUGCGACCGACUGUGUGGGGGCUGCACGGCGCCAGCCCCUCCGGCCCGCCAGGGCAUCGUCCUCCAGCCCGUCAUGCCCAGCUGCGACCCGGGUCCGGGCCCUGCGUGCCUCCCUGCCAAGACGUUCCGCAGCUACCUGCCCCGCUGCCACCGCACCUACAGCUGCGUGCACUGCCGGGCGCACCUGGCCAAACACGAGGAGCUCAUUUCCAAGUCUUUCCAAGGGAGCCAUGGCCGAGCCUACCUGUUUAACUCCGUGGUCAACGUGGGCUGUGGACCAGCCGAACAGCGCCUCCUGCUCACGGGGCUGCACUCGGUAGCUGAUAUUUUCUGUGAGAACUGCAAAACCACGCUGGGCUGGAAAUACGAGCAGGCUUUUGAGACGAGCCAGAAGUACAAGGAGGGAAAGUACAUCAUUGAAAUGUCACACAUGGUGAAGGACAACGGCUGGGACUGAGGGGCUCAGGCAGGCUGUGCCCUUCCUCCGCAUGCCCACCCUCCCCACACCCAUCCCCGGGCCCUGCCAAGCAGUCCAUACCAGCAUGAGUACUGCCCCACCCCUGGGGGGAACCCAGCUCCCACAACCCCGACCCUGCCUCCACCUCAUCACUCCCAGGCCCCUUUGGAACAGGGGUCUGGGGUACCCCAGGGGUGUUCAAGGCUCAGGAGUGGGCAGCAAGCAGUCAGGGAGAGCCAGAACUGGGGAGAGGGGCUGGUUGCAGGUCCUUCUAGCCCUAAGAGCCUGAAAAUGGAGGUGACGGCAGGGCAUAGGAUCAGGCAGAGGACCAAAGGGGGCUCCGUUUCUGCCCUGACCUCUUUUUAAAUGAAUGGAGGAGCUGUGAGGCUCGGGGCUGGUAGAGCCCAGCCCACAGAAUAGCAGGUGAGAGGGGGUUUGAGUGGGAGUGAAAUUCUGGCCUCAGACACUGCGAGACACCAGAGUCUCUGAGGGUGAAGUUUCCCACCCCCGUUUGUAGGAGAAAGGAUUCGGGGGUGGAAGGAGAGAAAUCCCAGAUCCCAGGCCCUGGGAAAUACAAGAAUCACGGGGGUUUCCAUUUUACUCCACUUGUUAGUUUAUCUUGGCACUAAAGAGGCACUUUCGCAUAUCUAACCUUCGCCAGGGCAUGGGGUGGGGGAAGCAGCCCGUGGAACAGGCCCCCCCUCCCCCCGAGCUCCCCCAGAGCGAGCAGUCCGUAAGGGCAUUCUGAGGCCCAGCCACUGCUCCCUGGGACCCAGUCCCUCGGAGGGGAGGUAGGACAUCAGUGUCACGGGGCCAGGCUUCCUCGUGGCUGCCACCAGCGAACGAAACUUUUGUAUGAUACAUAAAGUGUUUGGGUCUAUUUUUAAUAAAAAGGGGAAAAGCAACUGUGAGGCACUUUCUCCUCUUUCACUUGGCUUCCCAUGCACAGACCUUACCUCUAUUCUGUCACACGCACCUUCCAAGACCUGUCCCUUUGUGCCACUAGAGGGCAGCAGUCGCUUUAACCAGGGGACGGGUGUUCAGGUGAGGUUCACUUAGUGAAGCGAGUGCUUUUGUGAAACAGCCCCUCUUCCAGAGCUCUUCACAAUGAAUCAGGUAGCGCUUGGGUCCAGGACUGGGCACCUGGAAGAGGCCCAUCCCUGAACAAGGAUGUUCUUGGGCCCAUUGCCUUUCAGCCUGGACUUGAAAUGUUUGGGUCAGCUCAUGGCCACACUCAAGGCUGAAAGGAAAGUCGAUCAAGCAAGGCGCUGCCCUGGCAGCUGAUACAAAGUGGAACUGAACAGCUCAAGAUCACAGCAUCAGUGCAACCCUGCGACUCAAGUGCGUUUUUUGGCAGUGAUGUGAAAUCCCCAUUGUUGUUGGGCCACCGACAACCACAGGGAGGACUGUACACAUCAUAAAAAUCAUUUUUGGUAAGCUA
This is a messenger RNA of Suricata suricatta (meerkat), 2237 nucleotides long. RefSeq names its product yippee like 4 (gene YPEL4). NCBI's taxonomy places the organism in Eukaryota, Metazoa, Chordata, Mammalia, Carnivora, Herpestidae. Bases 413 to 796 code for a protein of 127 amino acids. The record is from RefSeq and is a predicted model, not a curated record. The transcript is spliced from 5 exons.